AUGGCGACUUUAUCCUCUUGGGUUUGUUCAGCAACACCCAUUUCCCCUGGCUUCUUUGCCCUCAUUCUCCUGGUCUUUGUGACCUCCAUAGCCAGCAACAUGGUCAUGAUUGUUCUCAUCCACAUGGACUCCCGCCUCCACACCCCCAUGUACUUCCUGCUCAGCCAGCUCUCCCUCAUGGACAUCCUGUACAUUUCCACCAUUGUGCCCAAAAUGCUGGUUGACCAGGUGAUGAGCCAGAGAGCCAUUUCCUUUGCAGGAUGCACUGCCCAACACUUCCUCUACCUGACCUUAGCAGGGGCUGAGUUCUUCCUCCUAGGAUUCAUGUCCUAUGAUCGCUACAUAGCCAUCUGCAACCCUCUGCGCUAUCCCGUCCUCAUGAGCCGCAAGAUCUGCUGGCUGAUUGUGGUGGCAGCCUGGCUGGGAGGGUCUAUCGAUGGCUUCUUGCUCACCCCAGUCACCAUGCAGUUCCCCUUCUGUGCUUCUCGGGAAAUCAACCAUUUCUUCUGCGAGGUCCCUGCCCUUCUGAAGCUCUCCUGCAUGGACACAUCAGCCUACGAGACAGCCAUGUAUGUCUGCUGCAUCAUGAUGCUCCUCAUCCCUUUCUCUGUCUUCUCAGCCUCUUACACAAAAAUUCUGAUUACUGUUUAUAGGAUGAGUGAGGCAGAGGGGAGGCGAAAGGCUGUGGCCACCUGCUCCUCACACAUGGUGGUUGUCAGCCUCUUCUAUGGAGCUGCCAUGUACACAUAUGUGCUGCCUCAUUCUUACCACACCCCUGAGCAGGACAAAGCUGUAUCUGCCUUCUACACUAUCGUCACUCCAAUGCUCAACCCACUCAUUUACAGCUUCAGGAACAAGGAUGUCACAGGUGUCCUACAGAAGGUUGUGGGCAGAUGUGUGCCCUCAGGAAAGGUGACCACUUUCUAAAGAAAUUGCAUAUGCUGCUAGAGGUUUGAAGUGAAAGAUACAAGACUUUAUCAUUGCCUUUGAAUUUAAACAUUCUCUGUCUGGAAACAAGUCACCCCAGCAACUGUAGGGCAUUUAUGGGAUUUGGAAAGCUGACAGAUUUUGAAGAUUUUAUCAUUCUUUGAAAGGUAUGAUGGUUCUGAACAACGGACAGUUUGGAAUGGGAUAGGAAUAAAGUUGUGGGUUUAGUAGUCACCCAUCAGCUUUUGACCAAGUGUGCAUUCCACUAAAAAUCAUGGAGUAGUCUGUUUCUGGCUAUGUUCAGUCAUGACAGAAGACAUGAUCAUCUUCAGCUACGUCCAUGACUUCUGACUUUUCCCCUUUAGACACUCUGUCCAUUGACUAUUAUAAAUAAUCAACUCAUCAAAUAUCAUUUCGAUUGUAUUUCAAAUAUAGUGGUCACCAUCUUAUCCUCACAGGCUAUGUUCUAAGACUCCCUGUGGAAACCUGAAACCAUAGUUUAGAACCUGAUUGUUGUCAGUCACAACACAUAUUUGCUCAUCUUCUACCAUAA
This is a messenger RNA of Cebus imitator (Panamanian white-faced capuchin), 1480 nucleotides long. RefSeq names its product olfactory receptor 2T7. Gene Ontology annotation, cellular component: membrane. Gene Ontology annotation, biological process: G protein-coupled receptor signaling pathway. Gene Ontology annotation, molecular function: G protein-coupled receptor activity; olfactory receptor activity. NCBI's taxonomy places the organism in Eukaryota, Metazoa, Chordata, Mammalia, Primates, Cebidae. The record is from RefSeq and is a predicted model, not a curated record.